Molecule: messenger RNA, 1457 nt
Organism: Aspergillus welwitschiae
Lineage: Eukaryota; Fungi; Ascomycota; Eurotiomycetes; Eurotiales; Aspergillaceae
Product: SDR family NAD(P)-dependent oxidoreductase
Exons: 4
Coding region: 224-1249 (341 amino acids)
Molecular function (GO): oxidoreductase activity, acting on the CH-OH group of donors, NAD or NADP as acceptor
Source: RefSeq, a predicted model, not a curated record
CGAUGCUGUCACUUCUUCUGAUUGUCUAUCUUUAUUCAGAUGUCUGUUGCGGAGAAAGGUUUACGCAGUUAGUUACGGUGUCGUGUGACAAAAGGGUUUGUUAAGUAGAGAGUAUUUUAUUUCACUCUGUGCAAAACUACCGGAGGAAUUCGGUAUUCCUCAAGAGGACUAUACACUUCGUCCGUUCCCUAGUCACAGAUGCUAUAAACCAGAUCAUCAUACCAUGUACCAAAGGAAGAUCCUACGCCUCCGCGGGGGAACCGCCCGGCUUCAAGCCAAUCCCACAUACACACCUCAACGUCACUUCCCCUACCUCCCACUCUCUACUCAACGAGCAUACUCCACCCCAAGCGAGACUCCAUCACCCCAAUUCACCCCCUCCAACCGCUUAUCCAACCGAACAUGCAUGAUAACCGGCGGAACGUCCGGCAUCGGGUUCGCCAUCGCAGAGCGCUUCCUCCAAGAGGGUGCCGCACGCGUGAUCCUAGUCGGACGGUCCUACGAGCGACUCUAUAACGCUGCAUCUCGACUUCAGAUCGAGUCCCCUGAAAUCCCGUCCACGGAACCACCCCAGCUCAUCGCCAACCCAGAGCAACACCAGCUCCUCGAAUCCUCAUCCAGAAUCAGCCUACUAAUCGGCGACAUCGCCGAAGCAGGAUCAUGGACGCGAGAGCUCGAGAAAGCAAUGCAAACAACAAACCCAGACAUCCUCGUCAACGCUGCCGGCCUCUCCAUCUCCUCGAUCCUUCCUAAAUCCGAACCCACAGAUAUUUCACGCAUCCUGCGCACGAACCUCGAGGGCGCGCUACUCACGUCUCGAGCCUUCAUCCGCGCAUCGAUACGCAAUCGUAUGAAGAGAUCUAGCACUCCCAUCUCCAGUGGAAGUACCGCAGCAUCUAAAUGCAUAAUCAACAUCUCCUCCCUGCUAGCACACAAAUCUGGAACUGGGGCCGUUCCUUAUGCAGCUUCAAAAGCUGGAGUCCUCGGCCUAACGAGAUCAGUCGCCGUUGAAGCGGCCGCUUCACUGCGUGAUGUGGUGGUUAGAUCUAAUGCUAUUGUGCCGGGGUAUAUUGAGACGCCUAUGAUAUCUGAUUUCUCAGAUGGCGAAACAGCCCGUCUGAAGGAGAGUAUCCCCGUGCGACGAUUCGGGAGACCGGAUGAGGUUGCGGAUGCGGCGGUGUUUUUGGCACAGAAUGAGUAUGCGAAUAAUUGUGUGUUGAAUUUGGAUGGGGGGCUGAGUGCCAUCUAGCGAAGCAUACUGUCUAUAUCUUGGGUGAUGGAUUCGGAGGGUAUGGAUACUUGGUAUGGUAGUAUUAUUAACUGGACUGUAUUAUGUGUGUACGAUACGUGAGGAGUGACUUGUAUCUAACAAGAGCGCCUUCUCCUUUUCAUGCUGUUCAUUUAUCUAGCAUCCCGACAGCAAAUAAACAACAAAAUAGCUAGUAAUCAUCCAUUCU